AUAAAUGUUUUCUUGGAGCCUUAAGGAUGGAAACCACAGGAAUGACUGGUGUGUCGCUGAAACGUGGGUCCCUUGCUGUGGAAGAUAAUGACAGUCUGGCUCCUGGAGAGGAGGUAAAAAGGCAGAAAGUCUCAGAAUGCUGCCUUCGCAAAGGUCAGGACGGGCUAGAAGGUGACUCCGUGCCCAGCGCUGAGAGCGUGCCUGCGGCACCGGAAGCUGUAAGUGCGGGGGAUGGUAAGGACAAUUCUGACGCUCUGCUGGAGGAUGAGGAAGAGGAGGACGAUGGCCUUUCCGAGGAAGCUGAGGAAGAGGAGGAAGUGGAAAGCUUUGCAGACAUGAUGAAGCAUGGACUCACAGAACUUGAUGUAGGCAUCACCAAGUUUGUCAGUUCCCAUCAAGGUUUCUCAGGCAUCUUGAAAGAGAGGUACUCUGACUUUGUUGUUCAUGAAAUAGGAAAAGAUGGACGGAUCAGCCACUUGGAUGACUUGUCUGUUCCGGUGGAUGAUGAGGAUCCCUCCGAAGAGGUAUUUACCGUUUUGACAGCCGAAGAAAAGCAGCGCUUGGAAGAGCUCCAGCUUUUUAAAAAUAAGGAAACCAGUGUUGCUAUUGAGGUCAUAGAGGACACCAAAGAGAAAAGAACCGUCAUCCAUCAAGCUAUUAAAUCUCUAUUUCCAGGAUUAGAGACAAAAACAGAGGAUAGAGAGGGGAAGAAGUAUAUCGUAGCCUACCAUGCAGCUGGAAAGAAGGCUUUAGCUAAUCCAAGAAAACAUUCUUGGCCGAAAUCUAGGGGAAAUUACUGCCACUUUGUAUUAUACAAGGAAAACAAGGACACCAUGGAUGCUAUUAACGUGCUGUCCAAAUAUCUAAGAGUGAAGCCAAACAUAUUCUCCUAUAUGGGAACCAAAGAUAAAAGGGCUAUAACUGUUCAGGAGAUUGCUGUGCUCAAAAUAACUGCUCAAAGACUUGCCCACUUGAACAAGUGUUUGAUGAACUUUAAACUUGGGAAUUUCAGCUACCAGAAAAACCCUUUGAAAUUGGGAGAACUUCAAGGAAAUCAUUUCACUGUUGUUCUCAGAAAUAUAACAGGAACUGAUGAGCAAGUGCAGCAAGCCAUGCACUCUCUCAAGGAGAUUGGAUUUAUUAACUACUAUGGAAUGCAAAGAUUUGGAACGACAGCUGUCCCUACAUAUCAAGUCGGAAGAGCUAUACUACAAAAUUCCUGGGCUGAAGUCAUGGAUUUAAUAUUGAAACCCCGUUCUGGAGCUGAAAAGGGGUACUUGGUCAAGUGCAGAGAAGAAUGGGCAAAGACCAAAGACCCAGCUGCUGCCCUCAAAAAACUACCUGUCAAAAGGUGUGUGGAAGGGCAGCUGCUUCGAGGACUUUCAAAAUAUGGAAUGAAGAAUAUAGUCUCUGCAUUUGGCAUAAUACCAAGAAAUAACCGCUUGAUGUAUAUCCAUAGCUACCAGAGUUAUGUCUGGAAUAACAUGGUGAGCAAGAGGAUAGAAGAGUACGGGCUGAAGCCUGUUCCGGGGGACCUGGUUCUCAAAGGAGCCACAGCCACCUAUAUUGAGGAAGAUGAUGUUAGCAACUACUCCAUCCAUGAUGUGGUCAUGCCCUUGCCUGGUUUCGAUGUUAUCUACCCGAAGCAUAAAAUUAGUGAAGCCUACAGGGAAAUGCUCACAGCAGACAGUCUUGAUAUUGACAACAUGAGACACAAAAUCCGAGAUUACUCCUUGUCAGGAGCCUACCGGAAGAUCAUUAUUCGUCCUCAGAAUGUUAGCUGGGAAGUUGUUGCAUAUGAUGAUCCGAAAAUCCCACUCUUCAACACAGAUGUAGACAACCUAGAAGGGAAGCCACCCCCAGUUUUUGUUUCUGAAGGCAAAUACAAGGCUCUCAAGAUGGAUUUCUCGCUUCCUCCUUCCACGUAUGCUACCAUGGCCAUCCGAGAAGUGCUGAAAAUGGACACGAGCAUCAAAAACCAGACUCAGCUCAACACGACGUGGCUCCGCUGAGCACCGUGUCCACCAGUUAGAGAACGGUGUUGCUAACAGGCUCCCUGCUAAUUUUUUUCUUAGGACUGACUUAUGUGGGUUUUGAAUCUUUAUAGUAAAAGAUUAUUUGUAUAUUU
Messenger RNA from Elephantulus edwardii (Cape elephant shrew), 2128 nucleotides. RefSeq names its product pseudouridylate synthase 7 homolog (S. cerevisiae) (gene PUS7). Gene Ontology annotation, biological process: pseudouridine synthesis. Gene Ontology annotation, cellular component: nucleus. NCBI's taxonomy places the organism in Eukaryota, Metazoa, Chordata, Mammalia, Macroscelidea, Macroscelididae. Gene Ontology annotation, molecular function: pseudouridine synthase activity; RNA binding. The record is from RefSeq and is a predicted model, not a curated record. The coding region runs from base 27 to 2012 and encodes 661 amino acids. The transcript has 15 exons.